AACUAGUUUUUUUUUUCCAUUUACGACAGCUGUAAAUGCUGUAAAAAGUGAUACCAUGCUUAUGUAAUCACCUUUUUACAGCUGUUGUAAGGGGCCGAAAAACAUCAUUUCGAUUUUUUACGGCAGUCUUUCUAAACAUUUUAAUCUAGGGGUGUGAAAAAUAGGGGCAAAAUUCGCACAGGAAUGUCGAGUCUUCUAAGUUCUCACAAUUCGGAGUGGUUUUCCCUUGAUUUUGAUUCUAUGUAUAGGGUUAGGGUAAAAUGUAAACUUAUACAAGUUGUGAAAACUUAGAGAACUUAGCCUUACGAAAGGUUUUUUCAAUUUUUUUUAACCAAAAAUCCUAAAAAAAUUCAACUUUUCCAAGAAAAAAAACUAGUUUUUAUUUUAUUUUAUUUUUGGCAGCCGUAAAUGCUGUAAAAAGUGAUGUCAUUCUUAUGCCAUCACCUUUUUACGGCUGCUAUAACGGGCCGAAAAAUACUGUUUCGAAAUUUUAAUUUUUUUAAUCUUUUUACGGCAGUCUUUCUAAACAUUAUAUGUGUGUGUGCGUGUGUAUGGGUAAGAUCUGGAGGAAACGCCCUAAAGUGUGAAAACGUUCAGAACGGUUCCCUUUCGUCGGAUCAAUUCAAUCUAUGGACUAAAACAAAGCGGUGACGUUUAUGUACAUACCAGUCACUUGCAUCAUGGUACGGGGUUCAUUAAGGGUAAAAAGGUAAUUUUGCCUCCAAAUAAAGAAUUUAAACAACACCGAAACCUAUAACUUCCCACAAAAACCUCCCCAAAUUCUAUGGAAAAUGCGAAAACCCUAGAUACUUUAUCACGUAUGAAGAUAAAUCACGAUCCAAUGGUAGAAAAAUCAAAGUGAGUUCAAUGUCGUGUGGUCUUCAAAGUUAUUUGAUGUUAUAGGCUUUUCGAUUUCAAUAAUUUAUGUACAAAUUCGACUAGAAUGAAGUCCACAAAGUCACCCGAAUAUAAACGCGAUAAGACUGACAAAGAAAUGAAGAAGGGAACAUCAAAACAAGGUUAUAAUUGUUACAUUUUGUGUGAUUUAAAUGUCGAAAACGCGAGUUUAUGAUUUCUAUGAACAUUGUACAUGUAUACUUUGAGUUUGGGUUUGUAAACGCCAUAUAAAGUAUAACUUUGAAAUAUCUUUAAAUAUGACGGCUAACUAAUGUUAUGAUGCAUUGUACAAAUUUUGAACGCCAAAUGUGUUAUGAAAACGCCAGCUAUGGACCUUUUACCUUUCAUCAUAACUAUAGAAGUUACUAAACACCGUAAUAUAUAAUAACUAUUGAAGUACAUGAAAACGCGACAACCCUCUAAAACGCCAUUUUUAUUUUCCUCCUAUUUAGGCAAGGAGGGGCAGAAAAGUGAAAUUAAAGGUGCAUGCUGAAAGGGGCAAAAACGCCAAGAAGAGAAACGCUAGAAGUCAGGAAGAAUCUUUUUAUGAGUUCAAUGGUUCUAGAGUUUUAUUAAGAGUAUCUCCUUCAAACUUGACUGUUUGGUUUAGAAUUUUUAAUUCAAAUCAAAUAUAUGCUAUAUAGAACAUGGGAUUUGGUGCUGCCUUAAAAAAUAACCAUAGACAGUAUCCCUACAAUGCGUAGCUACUAGCUGGUGGAAAAUUACAAUGAAAGAACAAACAAUUUAAAAAUUGGCAACCAUAUGAUUCAUAUCAACGUAGAAUUGAUCCACUCUUUAACAUGUGAACCAAACAGAAACGUGGCCGUCAUGGCAAAAAGAAUGUCAAAGACGGGCCCAGUAGUUGCGGAAUGGAAAGGAAAAGUUAGCAGGAUAGCCUGGAUAACAAGAUUAGGUGUGAAGCCAUACUUUGAUGACAUUCUACCUCAGAUGCAUGAUUAUGGAAGAAACUUCAGUCUAAAUUUCCUUGUUGCAUUCUUCACCAUCAUUGGGCAUCUGGCUUUGGUGAAUGAUGCUUGUGAGAGAAGUAGGUUGGAUAGAAUAGAAGGUUACCUAAUAGAAUGGGUUAUAGUGAGAGUUCUAGAAAUGUUGGAGGAAACAUUAGUUAAGAGGAUAUAUGGUGGUGAACUAAAACGCCAUGAUGGGAAGGCUCAGAAGAAAACAACUGUUUGGAAGGUUAAGAAGCCAUAAUUUGAAUAUGUUGUUAAAAAAAGCCACGUCCAAAAAGGCUAAAAUUAUACCGGUUGUUGAUGAAAAUGAUAUUGAUUGUGGUGAUGUUGACAAUGA
Helianthus annuus (common sunflower) is the source of this 2202-nucleotide messenger RNA. RefSeq lists its product as uncharacterized. The record is from RefSeq and is a predicted model, not a curated record. Lineage: Eukaryota; Viridiplantae; Streptophyta; Magnoliopsida; Asterales; Asteraceae. The transcript has 2 exons. Bases 1660 to 2106 code for a protein of 148 amino acids.